Messenger RNA from Saccoglossus kowalevskii, 729 nucleotides. RefSeq names its product ADP-ribose glycohydrolase OARD1-like. The record is from RefSeq and is a predicted model, not a curated record. Lineage: Eukaryota; Metazoa; Hemichordata; Enteropneusta; Harrimaniidae. Gene Ontology annotation, biological process: peptidyl-glutamate ADP-deribosylation.
CAUGGGGUUACCGCGCAUCCUCGACUAAGACCGGCUGAACGACUCGGUGACUCGAAGUUGUACUGGAAUAGAAGAUUGUCAUUUCUAAAGAUAGUUUUCAGAUGAAUUCAUAUCCGAGAAUAAUAUUUUAUUGACAAAAAUGUCAAUGUCACAUAUUGUCAGUGCAAAGAAAAGCAAAAAAUUCAAACCUUGGAAUGAGAGUGAUGAAGAAGACUCUGAGGGCGCUAUGGCAGCAGCUACCUCAAAAACAAGUCAAAAAGGAGCAGAGCCUGAAAAAGCCAAGAAGAAGGGAUUUGUUUUUUCUGAGGUAAAAGGCGAUUUAUUCAAAUGUCCUCAAACAGAUGCUUUGGCCCAUUGUAUCAGUGAAGAUUGCAAGAUGGGGAAAGGUAUCGCGAAAGAAUUUAAAAAGAGAUUUGGCGGAGUGGAUGAGCUCAUCUCACAAGGUAUUAAAACUGGUGGAUGUGGAGUACUUGAAAGAGAUGGUAGAUAUGUAUAUUAUAUGGUUACAAAAGAAAUUUACUCUAAAAGACCGACUUACAAGUCUUUAGAGUCCAGCUUAGAAGUUAUGAAAAAGCACUGCAGAGCUCACAAUGUGAGCGGACUUUCCAUGCCACGGAUAGGGUGUGGAUUAGAUGGAUUGGAGUGGAAGCGCGUAUCUCAAAUGCUACGUGAUUUGUUUAAAGAUACUGAUAUAACAAUCUCAGUUUAUUCAUUUUAGUAAUGAAACCG